Aspergillus steynii IBT 23096 is the source of this 1199-nucleotide messenger RNA. Its product is annotated as CDP-diacylglycerol-serine O-phosphatidyltransferase. Lineage: Eukaryota; Fungi; Ascomycota; Eurotiomycetes; Eurotiales; Aspergillaceae. Gene Ontology annotation, biological process: phospholipid biosynthetic process. The record is from RefSeq and is a predicted model, not a curated record. Gene Ontology annotation, molecular function: phosphotransferase activity, for other substituted phosphate groups. The coding region runs from base 166 to 876 and encodes 236 amino acids. Gene Ontology annotation, cellular component: membrane. The transcript has 6 exons.
GUCAACACACCCUUCCGACAGCCAUUGCCAACCUCGACGUCGACUCUUCCCACGUCAUCCAUGCCAGUUUCGCUCGACAUUUAAGCGUGACGGCACACCCUACAUCCAUCCCCCCCUUUCCCCUCUAUUUUCUUUGAAUUGAGCAUGUCUCGUCGGACAUCAGCCAUGUCUUCGAGCAAUUCCACGAAUAGCGGUGUCCCGCCUGCGAGCGACGGAGGCCAAGAAAAGCAGAAGAUGCUUCUUUCUUCGGAAACCGGCCAUUUCAGCAUGAUCAAGGCCUUACAUCUUGCCGAUCUGGUGACUGAACUCAAUGGAUUCUGUGGAGUGAUGUCAGUCCUCUCAUCCAUGCGGUACUGCCUCGGGGACCCCUCUGAUCACGGUGCCAUCUGGGCCGCUCUCGCCUUUAUGCCUUUCGGGCUGUUUUUCGACUUUAUGGACGGAAAGAUCGCUCGGUGGAGGAAGAAGUCCUCUCUCAUGGGACAAGAACUUGACUCACUGGCGGACUUGAUCUCCUUUGGCAUGGCGCCCGCUGCUGCAGCCUUCGCGCUCGGAGCCCGCACGUCUUUCGACCACCUCCUGCUUGCAUUCUUUGUCCUCUGCGGCCUGACCCGUCUGGCACGAUUCAACGUGACGGUCGCCGUCUUGCCCAAGGACAAGUCCGGCAAAUCGAAGUACUUCGAAGGCACGCCGAUCCCCACCACAUUAUCUAUUGCUUCCCUGAUGGCCUACUGGGUGUCGAAGGGGUGGAUUCAGGAGGAACUGCCGCUGGGGGUUAUCGCUCAGGGCACGAUCUUCGAAUUCCACCCGGUCGUAUUGCUCUUUGUUCUGCACGGCUGCAUGAUGGUCAGCAAGAGCAUACAUAUCCCCAAGCCCUGAAGCGUCUACAGACCGGUAGAAUCCUUGGUAUGGAUUCGGGGUUUCUUUCUUGAUAGAGCAGUUUUACGAGCAUAUAUAAAGAAGGAAAAGCCUGAAAAAAAAAGGGGAUAGUGGACAUGAAGCAUUUAGUGUGACAAGAAAAUGAGAACGCAUAGAUUGCAGAUAUUGUGAUUUUGGUGUCCUGGUAUAUCAUUUGUAUUCUGAAAGAAUAGUAUGAACUUCAGUAUAAUAGUUCUUUCGUAUGACGCCACUACCCGAAUACUACAUACUACUUCCCAAGGACCGCGAGGUUCUUUUACUAACGCACCACCUCGAGAUUGAAC